Molecule: messenger RNA, 811 nt
Organism: Aethina tumida (small hive beetle)
Lineage: Eukaryota; Metazoa; Arthropoda; Insecta; Coleoptera; Nitidulidae
Product: coactosin-like protein
Exons: 4
Coding region: 126-629 (167 amino acids)
Biological process (GO): regulation of actin filament polymerization
Cellular component (GO): site of polarized growth; plasma membrane; cortical actin cytoskeleton
Molecular function (GO): actin filament binding
Source: RefSeq, a predicted model, not a curated record
UUGUUGCACCCGUCCGAUUGUUGCGAACGUCUGUAAACGCUGUUCAGUCUCGUCGCACACGACGCGUCAGUUCGAUAUCGUCGUUUGUUCUUGUUAGUUCACACAAGUUUUUGCAACCAGUAAAGAUGCCGGGCGAAACUGCGGUCGAAAAUCAACCAGGGGAGCCCCAACAAAUCAUAUCCAAGAAGGUAGUCAUGUCGACGAGCAUGGAUCUGGACAGCGUACGCGCCGCUUACGAUGACGUCCGAUCGGAUAACUCGGAGACGCAAUGGGCCGUGUUCAAGUUUGACGGACCUAGGAUAGUCUGUUCCGCGACUGGUUCAGAUUUUGAGAAAUUCAAAGACCAGUUCGAAGAAAAAGAACGCGCCUUUGGUUACAUCCGCAUACAAACUGGCGAUGAGAUGUCCAAACGACAGAAAUUCCUGUUCGUUACGUUCGUGGGUUCUGCCGUUAGUGUCAUACAGAGAGCCAAAAUGUCCACCGAUAAAUCGGUCAUCAAAAACGUCAUAUCAAAUUUCGCUGUGGAACUACAAUUAGAAAAUACAACUGAAAUCGAUUUGAACCACUUCGUCGAUGAAUUGAUAAAAGCUGGUGGUGCAAAUUACGGGACUGGCAUUAGGGAAAUUUAAGAGUGCUUAAUUUAUUAUACAUAUAUAUUCUAUAUGAUAAUUUUUUACUGUAGAUUUAUAUACACAUCGUAAUAUAUGAGUGCGUCAAAGCGACAUGUGCAAUAAUGAAAUAAACUGAUAUUAUAUUGUUACAUUUAGGUAUAUUGUAAAAUCAAAAGUGAAUAUACGUAUAUAAAAUUUUA